This is a messenger RNA of Eucalyptus grandis, 726 nucleotides long. Its product is annotated as auxin-repressed 12.5 kDa protein. Lineage: Eukaryota; Viridiplantae; Streptophyta; Magnoliopsida; Myrtales; Myrtaceae. The coding region runs from base 89 to 460 and encodes 123 amino acids. The record is from RefSeq and is a predicted model, not a curated record. The transcript has 3 exons.
CCCGCUAUAAAUCGAGCCCGUAACGCUACUUCAAGCCUACCCAGUUUGAGAUCGAGAGAGAAGAAGAAAGCGAGAGAGAAGGAGGAAGAUGGUUCUUCUAGAGAAGCUGUGGGACGACGUGGUGGCCGGGCCUCAGCCCGAGCGCGGCCUCGGCCGGCUGCGCAAGCUCGCCACCAGCAAGCCCCUCGUCGUCGCAGAUGCCGGGGAAGGCGGCGAGAGCAGCAGCGCCGGAGGGAAGUACCAGCGGUCGGUAUCCAUGCCGACGACCCCGCGGACGCCCGCCACGCCGGCGUCCCCGGCGUCGGCCCGCAAGGAGAACGUGUGGAGGAGCGUGUUCCACCCGGGGAGCAACCUCGCCACCAAGAAGAUCGGCAGCGAGUACUUCGACAAGCCGCAGCCCAACUCCCCCACCGUCUACGACUGGCUGUACAGUGGCGAGACUAGGAGCCAGCAUCGCUGAGGCGAGGGAGUGGCCGAGAUCCAGGGGCUCGAAGCCGAUGCCCGGUGAGGUGGCCAUGUACAUAGAUGGUGUCCCCUGCUAUGCUCUGUUUUCAGCAGGGUCUAAAAAGCUUUUGCUAAGUAGUAUUCGUAUGUAUGACUUUGAUGAGUGAGUGUUGCGUUUGAAGGUAUGGCGGUUUUGUGACAAGUCAUGAAAGCGAUGUAAUGACUUAUGUGAUAUGGAAUAUAUGAGUAGUAAUGAGUACGUGAAAGAGCUGAUUAUGAAAA